AGUGACUUUUUAACUCAUGUGUGUAGAUUAACAUGUGUGUCACACACUAGGACGCACACACAGUUUCCUCCUGGACUUCUGAUCAUAUCUUGGACACACUUACUCGGAGACUAGACCUAUCGCAUCCUUUGAAAUCAUGGCGGUGGACGGUUGUGGGAAGUUUCUGAAGUAUUCCAUGUUUCUGUUUAACAUCGUCAUCGUGAUAGCGGGUUGUUGCUUAGUAGGGUUUGGUAUCUACACAAAGACCAAUCAUGUUGGAAUAACACGUGUAUCAUCUGUUCUUGGCGGUAAUCUCGUCGUCACCCUUUCCCUUCUCCUCAUCAUCGCCGGAGCCAUCGUCAUCCUUCUCUCUUUCCUUGGCUGUUGUGGUGCCAUCAAGGAAAUUCGCUGCAUGCUAGUAACUUUUUUCGUGUUGCUGUUUGUGAUGUUCGUCGGUUUCGUGGUGAGCGCAGUACUGGUGUAUGCAUUCCGGGCAAAGAUAGAAAAGUACACUUUAGAGCACCUGCGUGGGUCACUGUACAACGACUACGGGUUCGAACCCCAGGUCACUGAGGCAUGGGACUCCAUGCAACAGAUCUUUAAAUGUUGUGGAGUGGAAGGAGACGUGAACUCCACCAGUUCCUGGGCCUUUUACAAGAAGCACUCGGCGUGGUUCCUUAACCAGACAGCUCCAAUCAAGUACGUGCCGGACAGUUGUUGUGCUGACCCAACCAGUACCCCUAACAGGACCAUGUGUAUAGGCCAAGCCCUCCGCAAUAUCGCCCCGGCAUAUGGACCACCUGUCCCUCCGGAGAAGAACAACAACCAAAUGUUUGAAAAGGGAUGUUACACACAGCUGGAAGGGUUUUUAUCGGAAAAUAUAAAAAUCUUGCUGGGGGUGCUUUCGGGAAUAGCGUUUGUUAUGAUACUGGGGAUGGUAUUUUCUGUUUGUUUGUGUCGACGGAUACAGGACGAUUUUUAUUGUGAUUGAUGAAAAGUGGACACGUGUACAGAAAUAUAGAAAACCUGGAGGGGUAUCGAACAGAAGUCUCCUGUAGUUAUCUACGAAGAACUUUGUGUAGUCAGCGAUAGAAGAGUACCGAAGUCGAAGUCGGUCCUAAACGUAACAGAGUGACACAAUGAGAAAGAUUUCAUAAGGGUGCAUGCCGAACAAAAGGCCCUAAAUAUUUAUAUGACUGUUAAUGUAAACACACGAGGGACACCGGAUGUGUAAAUACCCUUGAGGAACAUCGAACAGUCACAAGAGUACAUUGCGCCCUGCGAAUGUACCUUGUACCUUGUAAGUACACAACGGAGUAGUAUCGAAAGAUCAAUAAGAAAAUACAUAUACGUACUUUGAAAUGAGGCAGAAAAUUACAUCAUGCUUUUUUGUUGAUGACGCUAUUUUCUACAAUAUUGUGUUACAAAAUGAUGACACUUUUAUCUCGACCCUUGGCUUUUAAUAACUAUUUCAGAAAAAAACCCAUAACGUGCAGGAUACAUAAAUAUUUUAGUGAUAUUUUUCAAUUUGGAACUUCCAUACACAUUAUUUAAUUCCUAACUAAAUUUAGGUGGGUGAGAGUAUUCUUGUAGUAUGGAAACCGAUUUAAGGCGGAAUGUUCCAUGUUGUACUACUUACAGUUACAAAAGAGUUCUGUAAACUGUAAUACUGCAUUGUAAAUCAGUAUAUGACACUUUUUAAACAUAUUUAUUGACACAUGUAACACUGCAGUGAUUAUUUGAUAAUUAACGAGUUGUUGCGUAUAAGGGGAGACAACGCCGUAGACUACCACUAAUGGGUCGGUUAGCCAUUGUAUCAUGUCUUCCAAACAUUGUCUUUUUCCCGCAUCCUCGACCCCAAGUGAAAAACGAUAGUGUGAUUUUCAUGUGGGACCG
Ylistrum balloti is the source of this 1875-nucleotide messenger RNA. RefSeq names its product leukocyte surface antigen CD53-like. Gene Ontology annotation, cellular component: membrane. NCBI's taxonomy places the organism in Eukaryota, Metazoa, Mollusca, Bivalvia, Pectinida, Pectinidae. The coding region runs from base 137 to 970 and encodes 277 amino acids. The record is from RefSeq and is a predicted model, not a curated record. The transcript is spliced from 9 exons.